Molecule: messenger RNA, 3169 nt
Organism: Owenia fusiformis
Lineage: Eukaryota; Metazoa; Annelida; Polychaeta; Sabellida; Oweniidae
Source: the annotation of a GenBank genome assembly
AAAAAUUAAAGGGAACGUUUCCGGAUGUCAAAACAUUUAUUUAUUCCCCAAAUAAGUGCUAUACGCUGUGAUCCAAAAGUAUGGAUGACUAUAUUGUAUUAAAAGAAGUGUAUUGAUCUAUACUCACUCAAAAUAUGGAUGGUGAAGAUUGCUUGAGUCGUACAAAAUAUGAUUGGAUGAAUUAGGCCUAAUACGUGUGACAUGAUAAAGUAUGGGGACCAUUCUAUCCAAAAUUGCUGAUGGAGUGCGGGCUCGAGUAGAUGCGACACGUAAUUACAUUACAACAACCAGGGAUAAUAUCAAAAAUGGAAUAUGUGAAAGAGUUAAUAAUACUCAUGAAGCUAUUCAGAACAAAAUUGAUAACACGAGGAAUGCCAUAAAUACCAAAGUCUCAAACACACGUGAUGGGAUUGUAAAUGCCGUAACAUCCACACGUGAUGGGAUCGUUAACAGAGUAACAGCUACACGUGACAGUAUUGUAAAUACUGUAACAAGCACGCGAGAUCGAAUUGUAAACACUGUAACAAGAACAAGGGAUGGGGUCGUAACCAAAGUUACUAAUACACGUAAUGGAAUUGUGAACACUGUAACGAGGACAAAGGAUGGGAUCGUAAACAAAGUUACAAAUACACGUGAUGGAAUUGUGAACACUGUAACAAAUACAAAGAAUGGCAUUUACAAUAGAUGCCAUUCAACGAAAUGUUAUGUUGUAGGCACAGUGACAGGCACGCGUGACAGUAUCUGUAAUCGAGCCAGGAAUACAAAGAAUGCUAUCAAGCGUGUAACAUGCAAUACAUGCUAUGGAGUAUGCAACUGUAUUAAACACUCCAAAAAAGCUAUUCAUAAAAGCAUUGAUUACAAAAUGCUUUCUGCAUAUAAUAAGACACGAAAUACAAAACGUAUGAUCCUUAAUGGUGCUUUCAAUGUAAAAACUAGCGUUAAACACUUUGUGAAACGAAAAGUCACAGAUGUCAAAACAAGCGUAAAAGGAGUAGCCAAGCGACUUAUGAACCUUUCUAAAAUACAGAAAUUCUUCCUCAUAAUUAGCUUAAUUUCACUUAUUGUGAUAAGCAUUCCUACGGUUUUGAUUGGACUUGAUGUAUACAAUGAAAGAUACGAAGAUGCUCACGCAAAAGCACAAUUCAUUCGCCAUACGCUCUCUGAAGUUAAGUCACAUACCAUUGAGGGGUCAAAGUUUGCUGCAAAAUGGGGCUACAUUGGAUUGCAGUAUACUGCAUAUGGAACAGUUGAGGCAGGAAAAGGAAUGUUAUAUGGGACGGGUAUCUUUAUAGAUGGUGCUUAUAACUUCACAACAAUUGCUGCUAAUAAGACUUCAAUUGCAUAUAAGAUUGCGGGGGAGUACUCAUAUCGAGGCCUACAGAAGGCUAAAAUUGGAUUGAAAUUAGCGAGUGAAAAUCUGGAUGAAUUCUAUGAAUUUGCAACUGAAAAUUAUGCUGAAUUUGAUGUAUGGGCAAGCGAGAAGCUCAAAAUAUUUGCAAAUGAGUCAUCCAUCGCAAUAGGACUUGCAGCUGAUAAACUUGCAGUUUGGAGUAAAACUGUGAUUGAAGUGACAAAGUAUGGUGCGACUGAAGGUUUUGAUGCAGUAUCUAAGGGGUCUGUUGUGACUUAUGAAGCUGGGGAACAAUGUGCUCUAUUUAUUUAUACCUGGGUGGCCUUCAUAGCAGAAACACUGUUUACCUAUUGUUGCAUUCUUGGAGUGAAUCUCCAAUAUUAUUUUGCAAUAGCGGCUUCCUAUCUUCAAGUGACAUUUGAGUAUAUAGGCCAUAUCCUUAAUAUUGUGUUCCCUGGUUUAGGAUACUUUUUAUUCUACCUUGGGAAAGGUAUCUACACUGUCAUGAACAAUUACAUCCUGAAGUAUUCUCUCCAAGGUAUCAGUUACCUCUUUCUGAAUCUGUAUGAGGGGACAUGUUAUGUAUGUAUGGGAAUAAAAAAUGGAUACUACGAAUUGACCAUGUGGAUCGCCUGGUUUUACAAUGUCGCCAUCUACAUUUUAAUCCAGCUUUGGUCGACUUUGUGCUACCUCACAAAUCUAGCAGCGCACAAAACUGCUGAAGUUGCACAGAAUUUAUCAGUGUAUUUCCUUCAUCAAGCUCAUCUUGGAUUUAAUCAAUUCAUGGAUUUCAUUUUCCGCACAAUUAGUCUCCUGCUCCACAUUGUCGGCGUCAUCCUUAGAUUCCUGAUUGUGUUUCUCACGCAGCUGUACAAGCUCUGCUCAACAAUAAUUGGUGUGUUCCUACGAAUUAUUUAUGAAAUCAUUAGUGUAACCCUUGCUGUGUACUAUAAAUAUAGUUCAUACAGAGAGUCUAUUUUCUUCUCAGUGCUGAGUCUCUUUGGUGUCUACUGUGUUGGACUCCAUAGCGAUUAUUACAGAAAUCUGAAGGACAUUGAUGACAUUGACGCAGGAUGUGAUGAUCCUGAUGCAGAGUUUGAUUACUCCAGUGAAUCUGAUGAUGAGUUUGCACUUGAUGUUGACUCCGAUAUAGAAACGGAUCCCGAUACUGAUUCAAAAUCAGAAAUGAACAUUGUAGGGAAAAUGAUACUAAAUAAAAUGGCCAUUGGAAAUUUGAGCGAUUCUGAGGAUGAAUUCGCAUUAGAUCCUGAGUCUGACUCUGAAAAUGGUGGAAAGAAAUCAACUGAAGAAAAUGAGUUUAGUUUAGAUAAAAAUGCUUUAGAAGAGGAGGUUGAAGAUAUAGGAUUGUCUAAUCAGGCUGAAAAUGUUAAAUCAUCUGGCGAUCAUAUAUAAUCAUAAUGGACUCAAAUGAUGAUUGUUUUUAAGAAAAUUCAAAUUGUCAGUUUUAUGUAUAUCUUGGUUGGGUCAAUUCUUUUGUUGCUUUAAUUAAGAAAAAUUAACAUGUGCACAAUGAUAUUAUAAUUUGACUAUACGUGUAGUUAUACAAGUAAACCAGUCAGUAUGAGUAAAUUAGCAUACAUCUUGAUUCUUCUGAGUUUUAGAGAAUUUGUUAUAUUUUUGAAAUUUACAUGCAAGCCAAUAUCAUAUGUCUCUUUAAAAGCCAUAUUUAAGAAAAAAAAGAAUGAAAAAUUGGGGAAUCAUGUUUUACACAGUCAAUUGAAUACCAUACAAAACGUCUCCUUCUGUGUAUUGAAGCAAGAAAAAACACUCACUAAAUAGCAUUAGAAGUUCAGAGAU